Messenger RNA from Ficedula albicollis (Collared flycatcher), 1187 nucleotides. It is a transcript of the gene SPAG8, whose product is annotated as sperm associated antigen 8. Gene Ontology annotation, molecular function: microtubule binding. Gene Ontology annotation, biological process: positive regulation of transcription by RNA polymerase II. NCBI's taxonomy places the organism in Eukaryota, Metazoa, Chordata, Aves, Passeriformes, Muscicapidae. The transcript has 6 exons. The record is from RefSeq and is a predicted model, not a curated record. Gene Ontology annotation, cellular component: cytoplasm; nucleus. Bases 267 to 1091 code for a protein of 274 amino acids.
GCGGCUGCGGCGGGGGCUGCGGCCCAGGUCGUGGGCAGCGAGAGCCCCUGGGGUAACCCCCGGUGGGGAGAGCCGGGGCAGGGCCUGUGGAGCGCUAGGGGCCGGGGGAAGUGAGAAGGUGGAGAGCUCUGACGAGCCGUGUGGGUCCCAGAUGCCAUGGGGUGACGCCACCGGGCAGGGUCCAGGGUGGCGGGCCUGAGGUGUCCGUGGAGGGGCUCCCGUGCCGCGGUGAGACACUGACAGCCACCACCAAGAGGCUCCAGGAGAUGUUAGCCGCAGACAAGCCGCCCCAGGAGAUAUCAGACACAGAUGAACUGCCUGCUGUGGCCCUACCAGUUGUGCCCGACAGGGAGCCAUCUCCAGAGACUCAGAAGGGUCCCUCUAGGGCCAAGCUGCCUCCCUGGCUUGGAAAGUGGGGGACUAGCCGCGAGAAGGAUUCCUCCACUGCAGUGCCGGCACUACCCCCCACCCCACCCACACCAGCCGAGAAGCCCAGCCAGUCGGUGCCCCAGCGGAGCCGUGUGACCCGUGACUGGCAGAAGGAGAUAAUUGUGGACCCCCUGGACUCUCAGCUAGGGGAAGAUUUGGGCAGUGAGGACUUCCAGCAUGGCUACCAUGGUCUGCCGAUCCACCAGUUUCUCUCCUCACUCACUGACAGCUCUUCCCCAAAGGACUGCCCACCUCUUAGGGUCCUGCUGGGGCAAGGGCAGCGGAAGGCCACACUGGCAUCCAUGCUCUACGAGAAAUACAGUAAGGAGACGGAGGAGGAGAUCCAUCCCCCCCCGAGGCGCAUGGAAUCUAUCUCCACCACGCACGACGACUACCGUGCCAUGGGCUUCCAGUCCACACCCCAGCCCACCACCCAGCCUCACAACUACUUAACUGAGCAGCCAACCAGCUUCUGGCUGGAGCAAGCCCGUGGACUGCCGGUAAGGCCCCCACCACGCUGUCCUGCCAGGACCCUGGGGGUCUCAGCUGCUGACAGAGACCUCUCCAAUUCUCUCCUCUCCAGGGUGUCACACCCUUCUUUGGCAGAAACAUUCCCUUCAAGAGGAAUGCAGCCUUCUCCACUCCCAUUACCUUGUACUUAGGGCAUCCUGAGCCCUUCAACCUCUGUGACCCCUACGACCCCCUGAGCAGCCAGCUCCAGCCCCACAAGCAAUAAAAAAAAGGGGGACUCAGGUGGU